UUUGGUGGUGGCUUUUUUCUUACUAGGUAUAUUCCUCCUGAUAAAAGAGAGGAGAAUGACCAGUCCACCCAUAAAUGGAUGGUAUAUGUACGUGGGUCCCGAAGAGAGCCCAGCAUCAAUCAUUUUGUUAAGAAAGUCUGGUUCUUCCUUCAUCCCAGCUAUAAACCUAAUGAUCUUGUUGAAGUCAGAGAGCCUCCUUUCCACCUUACAAGGCGGGGCUGGGGUGAGUUUCCUGUGAGGGUUCAGAUCCACUUCAAGGACAUCCGGAACAAAAGGAUUGAUAUCAUACACCAUCUAAAGUUGGAUAGGACCUAUACUGGUCUACAAACACUGGGAGCUGAAACGGUAGUGGAUGUUGAGUUGCAUCGGCAUUCCCUUCGAGAAGAGUAUCGGUUCUCCCAGUCUUCAGAUUCUGAUCUUUCUGAUGCCCCUACCUUGCUACACUUGCCACUAAAUAUGCCAGCUCCAGUUAAGGCAUCUUCACCCAUAAAACAAAUGCAUGAAUCCGUUGCAGCGACUUCGGUUGAAAAAGGGUUUAGUGCUGAAGCUGAAAGACGUACGACUUUUUACUCCUUGCCGUCAUCCUUAGAACGGACUCCCACAAAACUGGCAACCCAGAAAGUUACUUUUGGUUCCCAUGGCAACUCAGCUUUUCAGCCAAUUGCAGCUAGUUGCAAAAUAGUGCCUCAAGGCCAAAUUCCAAGCCCUGCGGAAUCACCUGGCAAGUCUUUCCAGCCAAUCACGAUGAGCUGCAAGAUUGUAUCAGGUUCUCCAAUAUCAACUCCAAGUCCUUCUCCUCUACCUCGUACUCCAACCUCUACUCCAGUGCAUAUGAAGCAAGGGACUGCCACCCCUGUGGUUAACAAUCCUUAUGUUAUUGUGGAUAAGCCUGGUCAACCAAUUGGAGCAGUGGCCACCAGCACAAGUAGCCCUGCAAGUAAAGCUACCAGUGUGUCUCAAGCCUCUCAUGGAACUGGGUCUCCGAUCUCAAAGAACCAUGGCAGCAGUUCUGCAACCUCCACUGUCAAGCAAGAGGAUUCACUCUUUGCAACCAUGCCACCUCUUUGUCCAAUUGGGAGUCACUCCAAGGUACAAAGCCCUAAAUCUGUGACUGGAGGACUGGGAACAUUUACAAAGGUGAUAAUAAAGCAAGAGCCUGGAGAACUGCCCCAGCAAUCUCCAGCACCACCGGCUGGGACUGCUUCUCAGAUAUCCGUGCCACAGUAUGUCACUGUAAAAGGAAGUCACAUGAUUGCUUUGUCACCUCAGAAACAGAUUGUGAGCACAGGAGAGGGCUCCACACCAUCCAAGGUUGUUGGUGUUCCAGUCGGGUCUGCUGUACCUGCAACUGUCAAGCAAGCUGUGGCUAUUGGCGGUGGGCAGAUACUAGUGGCAAAGUCCAACCCAACAGCAGCAAAGACAGUUGGCACAAAACAAGUUGUAACGCAAGGAGUAGCCAAAGCGAUCGUGAGCGGCGGUGGGGGAACUAUUCUUGCCCAGCCUGUGCAGACUUUAACAAAGGCUCAGGUUCCAUCAACAGGAGUUCCCAAAAGCGGAACCCAAGGAUCAGUGAUGGCAACACUGCAGUUACCAGCCACUAACUUGGCAAACUUGGCAAAUCUACCACCUGGCACAAAACUCUAUCUUACCACAAACAGCAAGAACCCUUCUGGGAAAGGAAAACUGCUGCUUAUACCACAAGGAGCCAUUCUGCGAGCUACAAAUAAUGCCAAUCUCCAGUCAGGGUCUUCCACAAGUGGAGGUGGAGGAACUCAAAGCACAAGCACCGGCUUAUCUCAGCAUCUCACCUACACAUCUUACAUCCUUAAACAAACGCCUCAGGGCACAUUUUUAGUUGGCCAGCCGUCUCAGCCGAGCUCUGCAAAGCAAGUGGCAACGGGGACAGUAGUUCUUAGUAAUACGGGUGCUGGAACAUCGUCUGCGCAAGGACAUCAGGCAUUGAAAGUAAUAACUGGACACAAAACUGCUACUUUAUUUGCACAGGCGGCUUCUGGUGGACAAACAUCACUGAUGAAAAUAUCAGACAAUACACUGAAAUCCGUUCCGACGUCAUCACAACUCUCAAAGCCAGGUACUACUGUGCUGAGAGUGUCUGGUGGUGUGAUUACCACAGCAGCAACUUCAGCCGUCACACUUCCAUCAAAUGGAGUUACACAGCAAGGAGACAAUGCAAGCUCCAGCUCAUCUCCAGCUGCAAACUCUGCAGUGAAGUCCGCUGGGCAGCAGCAACAGCAAGUUUCUCUCAACCCAGCACAGGCAGCCUCUGCUCCACCAAAUAAAACAAGUGCAACUGCAGUUGUUAGCAUUGCUUCUUGGGUGACAACCCCAGCUCCUGCAUCUGGGAAAACUGCAGUAUCAGGGUUGUUAAAAAUCCACUCCAGUCAGAAUAGCCCACAGCAAGCUGUUCUGACAGUGCCAAGCCAGCUCAAGCAGUUGGGUGCAAGCACUGCUUCUGGAGGAGUUCAGACUAUACUGAUGCCUGUGAACAAAGUGAUACAGUCGCUUUCUUCUAGCAAAGGGUCUUCUGUCACACCUGUAACUUCCACUACUUCAGUAGCGACCAGCACUGAUUUGCUGCCAGUUGCUAAAGUUAAGCUGGAGCCUGAUUCUGCAGGACAGAGCUGCGGUGCUGUGGUCUCCCAAGAUAAUCAGGUGUCAGUAAAAGCUGAGGAGAGUUCUGAACUUGGAAAUUACAUCAUCAGGACAGAAUAUUUAGACAACCUCCAGCAACUCUUAACAGCAAUAGUAAAGAAAGUUCCAUUAAUUCAUGAGAAAACUGAGGAUGCUAAUGUUUUCUGUGCCAGUUCAGUGGAACAAUAUUAUAGCUGGAAUAUUGGGAAACGGAGAGCUGCUGAGUGGCAACGAGCAUUGACAGUAAGGAAAAUCCUCCAAGAAAUCAUAGAGAAGCACCCAAAAUUUCAUAGUAAUAGCCCCCUGAAAACUAAACAGGUUGUACAUUGGUGUCGAUCCCGUGGCUAUUCACCCCCUGAUCCAGAAACCCUGAGGAGUGAAGACUCCAUAGAGGAUGUGUUGACACAAAUAGAUAGUGAACCAGAAUGCUCAUCUUCUUAUUCCACGGGCGAAGAACUGUGUCGAAAGCUUGAAGAGCUGGAGCGUUUCCUCAAGCAGGAGCCAGAAAAUGAUGAGGAAGUGGACAUUCUCAACAUUGCUGAGCCUGCAAAAAUAAACAUUAAAAAGGAGCAGGAGGAGAAGCAAGAGGAGACAAAAUUCUACCUACCCCCUCAGCCUGCAUCAGAGUUUGUGAGCGAGACAGUGCAACAGAUUGGGAUUGCUUGUCAGCCCAUAGAGCUGCACAAGAACAUUUAUGCUUCAGUAAUAGAAGAUAUGAUUUUAAAGGCCACAGAACAACUGGCAAGUGAUAUAUUAAGAGAAGCAAUGUCUGUUGGCUAUCAAAGAGCUCCUCACAGCAGGACACCAAGAGAGAUAACUGUGAUGAAUAUCCACCAAGCCAUCUGUAACAUUCCUUUUCUGGACUUCCUCACAAACAAGCAUAUGGGAAUACUGAGUGAAGAACAGUGAUCUGGGCUGAAAAGUGACAGAAACUCUAGAAUGAGGAACUUCGCCCAAUUUUUGCAUCUGAAUAUAUUCUUUAGUUCUGUGGAGCUGAGUUACCUUGCAGUAGCAAGAUACUUGACUACUACAAAGUAAUGGUCUAAGGGGGGGGAAGAGUUUUUUUAAGGAAACAAAAAGUAACUUUUUUUAAAGUUACAAAUUCUGCUUUCAGAUUUCUAGUAUGUUUCUAGUAUGGAAAUUAUAUUCACUACAUAGGGCCCCUAUGAGUAUAUUCUAGAGAUGCCUUUGGGAGGUUAACAGCCCCAGUAUGAAGAUGAAAAACAUAGUCAUAGGUAGUGAAUGACUUACAGUGCAGGUAACCCCUUAGAAGUUACUGGAUUUAGAAGGGUAAAACUCUUGUUAGGAUGGCACGGUUGGACAAGUGUACUUUAAAGCUGUGAACCGUGAUCCAAUUGUGGUGCAAGAUGGCAAGCUCUGAGAACAGAUCUUCAUUGAUGGGAGCAAGAGCACUAACUUGUCUCAGAGUUAGAGUCAUCUGGAAGAUUGUCCAAGGAAAUCAGUAAUCUGAAAUCUGUUGUUAUAAGGAAGUUUAAUGUACACAAUACUUGGGGAGGGGGGUGAAACUAGAAUCACUAAACAAGCAAAUAUUUGCACACAAUGUGGCUAGCAGUCAAUAGCUAUCCCUGUAAAGAUUAGGGAAGCAAUUGUAAAAGUGCUGAUUAGUUCUUAGAAACACAUCAUUGUCUGUAUAUGAUACUUACUUGAAGAUAUACUGGGGCAUUACUGAGAUACAGCUCCUUUAAUUUAUAUAUUGUAGAUUUAAUCAACUUACAAAUUAUACAGUCUAUGGACUGCUAACCACGUCGUGUGACAAUAUUUGCUUGUUUGCUUAUAAGGAACUAGUCCCACAGCCUAAUGUCACUUCAUUGGCCAAUAAAUCCUGUCAUUCUUGCUGUAAAUGAUGAUAUUUUUUGCUUUUUGUCCUAUGGGCUACCAUUGGCUGAGAUCCUUUGCUUGGCCCACAAAUAAAGCUUUAAUAGUUGGAGAGUUGCCCGUUGUUUUUGCUGACUGUGAGCAAACUUUAUGCUGCUUGCUGACUGAAACUACUGAAGAGGGAAGAGCCCCUUCAUUUGCACUCCUGAUCAUAGGAAUGAUGUAACCCACAUUAAAGUAAGCAGUUGGAACAGAAUGAAAUGGAGGGGAAUGUGCUUCCUUCAGGCCCUUUGCUAGCUUUGUAUUUGUGAUGGUUAGCAUCUUUAGGAAUUAGGAACUUUAACACUGGCUACUUAGCGUUUAGUUAGCCCCAUCAUAUAAUUUUAAGUUCCAAUCUAUUAUUUGAUUUUUCCUGUAAGAAAGUUAUUUUAUCAUAUAUUAAUAUUCGUUUCAAUAUUGAACUUCAGUCUAACAAUAUAGAUUGCUUUUUUGAAAGAUGGCUCUUGACUAUUAUGGGAAUGAAAGUGCUAUUUCUCAUUGGAUGUAAAAAUAUCUGUCAAAAUUUAGCAUGGAUUCGACUUAUUUUUCCAUUUAAGUUUUUCCCCCCUUUUCACUGAAAAACAGAAACAUUGUCUAUCAGAAACUCUAACAAUACUUACUUUUGGCAAAUGUUAACCUAAAUUAAAGCAACUUUGACGUACACAAAUUGCUUUUGCUGAAUCCAAACAAUACUCUUCUAGCCGGUUGAAGACUUUACAAAAGGUUGUCUCAGUUGGUCCAUUCCUUAACUCUUCUGUGUUGCCUGUACUAUAAUGUAUACUUGUGUAAAAUACAUUUUUCAAUAAAUUUUCUUUGUUAAA
Sphaerodactylus townsendi is the source of this 5348-nucleotide messenger RNA. It is a transcript of the gene YEATS2, whose product is annotated as YEATS domain containing 2. The transcript is spliced from 25 exons. Gene Ontology annotation, molecular function: histone binding. The annotation marks the transcript as partial. Gene Ontology annotation, cellular component: NuA4 histone acetyltransferase complex. Gene Ontology annotation, biological process: regulation of transcription by RNA polymerase II; chromatin remodeling. The record is from RefSeq and is a predicted model, not a curated record. NCBI's taxonomy places the organism in Eukaryota, Metazoa, Chordata, Lepidosauria, Squamata, Sphaerodactylidae.